AACUUAUCUCAAAACUCUGGUUCUUUCUGUGGAUUGAACACCAAUAUCAAGGGUGGAAUAUCUGUAGAAAGUCCACUGGGAUACUCAGAUGGUGGAAUGGAGAUGUGGAACACCACCAUACAGGAAGACAGCUCCUCUGCAAUGACGACUCCAGAAGCACCUGAAAAUGGAAAGGACCUUAGUCACAUGGAUUCAGUGGAUGCCACUGACACUGUCGGGACACAUGCCAACAAAAAGGAAGAAGAAGACAAUUUAGAAGAGAAGAGUGAUCCAUGUGAAGCAUUUAAGCAGACGCCUGAAGUUGUGAAAAUAGUCAUCGAGGCUGCAGAGGGCACAAUGCCGAGUGAAGAAACAGAGGGCAUUGAUGUACAAGGUGCUCAGAGUCGCAAGAACUCUGCAGAAGAUGACGAUGACACAUCCACCUAUGAGGGCACUGACGUGUGGCAGUUACCCAUCUGUGGCAUGGUGACCUCCACCUCUGAAUAUGACAACGUAGGAGCAGAUACAUGGAGCCUGGCAUCCUCCCCUGACACCUCUGGCUGCCCUGUAGCAGACAUGAUACAGCUUGAGGAGCAGUCUAGCCCUUUUAUAGCUGUGAGCAAACCCAUUCUGACAGAUCAGAGAGUAGAUAUCACAAAUAAAGAACAGCUAGACGACCAAGUGUUUCUGUUUGAGGCAGCCAGUGAGAUGGGUGGCCGAAGCAGAGAAGGAUCAGAGGAGACUGAGUGGAUAGAGCAACCCAGAGAUCAUUCCCCAUUUCUUCUGGUCAACUGCUCCACUGGCACUCGGCAAAUUUCACAGUAUCCAGAGGAAGCUGCUGAACCACAAAUCCAGGCUGACCAAAAAUUAUUCCCAGCCUAUGUGACGACCAAUGAAGGUGAGCAUGCCACUGAAAGUCCGGUGGGAGCUACAGAUGAGAGCAGUAGACAUGUAGAUGGAAAAACAACAGAAACUGUAUCUCUGAGCUCAAGUCCUGGUGGCGAGAAGGACCUACUGGAAAACCCAGACAGUGCUCGCACAGAUAGUCCAGAUGAACUUGGCCUAGAAAUGGAAUACAUCAUCGUAUCUGGCACGGUAAAAGAAGAUACAAGAGAGUGCCAUGACAGACCUAAACGGAGUGAAAGGCAAUCAAAGGCAACAAAAAAGUCCCUGGAGACAUUUAACAUGCUGUCAUAUGCAGCCUCGGUACUGCAACUACAGGCCCAAGCUGCAAAACAAAAUUAUGACAAAGAAACACUGCCAAGUAAGCUACACCAAGUCAGAGGAACUGACAGUGCUCCCAAUGCAGACAAAAAACAACCUGUCGAAUCAACUCCCUAUGAAGCAACUCGUGAUAGUGCAACUGACUGUCACGUGGUUCCAGAAAUUAUCAGUCCCAGCCAAUCGAAAAAUGACUCAGAAGCUUUUCAUCAGUCUGAUUCAAGACCAACAAGCUCCAGUCAGUCAGAAGGAAAUUAUGACAGUGAGUCAAACAUUGUGCCCCGCAGUGUGUCUCCAUCAUUAAGAUAUCCAUCAGAUCACUUCUUGAAAACCAGAGAGGAGGUUUAUGUCCACUCACAGAUCUCAAUGGAAGAUUCAGACGAAGGCGGGGAGACGCCACCCGCUCCUUCUCCAUGUCCUGCUUCCUUGGGUGACUUCCAAGUCUGGGGGGCUCAGUUAAGGAGAGAGGACACAUCCCAAACCACGUCGGAGCCACAAUCCCCUGUGCUUACCAACAGUUCGGCCUCUCAUGCCAGCUCUCUGAUUGGCACCCCAGUAAAUGAAACAUGUGUUUCCACUGACAAAAGUCUAGGAUUACCAUUUUCUGGAGAUUUAAUGGAAGAGGAAAAUGACAAUGAGGAACAGGAUGAGGAAACCGACACACUAGAGAACGCUGUCCUUCCAAAAUGGACUUCAGAAGUGCAAAGAGAGAGGGAAGAAAGACAAGAGUUUGCAUCUUCAGACCUGCUGAGCUUUAGUGAUGACCUAAUUGGAGGGUCUUCAUUUCAGCAAGCAGGAUUACAAACACAUGAGCCAAAAAGAGAUGGGUUUCCACUGAGCAGAGUGGAUUACUGUGAUGGACGACCUAUAAGGACUGAAGAUUGGGAUAAAUGGUCUAUUGAACAACAGCCUGGAGACACUGGAGCUUCACAAGAUAAUUAUUUACCUGAUUUAAGAAGAUGCCAAGACAUAACAUCACAACUGUCGUCCCACCCUGCUCAAGAAAAUGCUGCAUACCAGUGGUCCGGACAACAGAACACAACUCAGGGUCAAACCCAGUAUGGCUAUAACUAUCAUCACAUCGAUCAAAGAACUGAAAACCAGUGCACCUAUCCAGCCUUUGUAGAGAGCAAAUCCAGCCGACAGCAGGAUGCCACUGACGUCUAUGCCGAGUUUACAACUGAUGCCACGGUUACAAAAUACAGAUACGAGCAGACUGAGAACUAUUUUGAAGCUGGAGAUAAAUCUCCAAACCACUUGGGUGACACACACUUCAGGUGUCAGGACACAGCUGAAAGUCAGUAUAUAGUUGCCUCCACCUCUUUGUGCACUUCUGACUUCCAAUACUCUCAGUAUCCAGCUAACAGCCAGGGUCAGUAUGAGUCUCAGUCAGACCAUGCUCAUUAUCAGUCUGAAGGGAAGCCUUUCUAUCAAUCAGAUGUCCACACUGAGACAGAGGAUCACGCACGGUAUGUGCUGGAGGGAUAUGUUCAUUUUCCCCUGUCAAGACACUCCCAAAAGGAAGUUGGUGCAGCUGGGAUGAUGAUGAAGAUAGCAUCCGAUGAAGACGCUACAGAUGACAUGGAAAACAAAGAAGACCAGCCCUCCUCAGCUGAUAUAUCUGGCGGGUCCAAUCAAAGGAGAAAGCUGGCAGCUCCACCAAUGAACGUGUCCCUGGAACACAGUGAGGGGUCUCUUCUUUCAGAAGACACCCUGGAUACAGAGGAUGACGGCUUGGAUACUGGGGAUGACCUGGAUGUCAAUUUAGAUGAGUUGGACACACCUGACGAGGCCGACUCACUGGAAUUUAAUAAACAUGGGGACUCAGAGGAGUCCGUUUUGGGUGCCGGAGCAGCAUCAAGAGAUCCAGGCCACAGAGCAGCAGAGGAAAGCAGGCUGUGGAGGAGCGUGGUGAUCGGAGAGCAGGAGCACCGCAUUGAUAUGAAGUGCAUUGAACCCUACAAAAGAGUCAUUUCUCAUGGAGGUUAUUAUGCUGAACAGAAAGCCAUCAUUGUGUUUGCUGCAUGUUUCCUACCAGAGAGCAACUGUGACAAUUACAAUUAUGUCAUGGAAAACCUUUUUCUAUAUGUGAUAAGUACACUGGAAUUAAUGGUAGCUGAGGAUUACAUAAUUGUGUAUCUAAAUGGCGCCACACCUCGCAGGAGAAUGCCUGGUUUUACCUGGAUGAAAAGGUGCUACCAAAUGAUAGACAGAAGACUGAAGAAAAACCUAAAGAUGUUCAUCAUUGUUCAUCCGUCCUGGUUCAUACGGACUUUGCUAGGAAUUACCAGACCCUUCAUAAGUUCCAAGUUCAGCAGUAAGAUCAAGUAUGUGCAUAGUCUGCAGGAGCUCGGAGAAAUCAUUCCUAUGGAGUAUGUGCAUAUACCUCACAGCAUUGUCAGGUAUGACCAGGAGAGGAGUUUGAACAAAUUUGCAUGCACGAGACUGGACACAGAACUGCAGGACACAGCAGCAGAGUAAGUGAGUCAACAAGGGGAACUCUGCUGUGUGACGAGAUAAUUGGCUGCUGCCCUUCUUCUCCUCCCCAUGUUAUGCUGUACUUGAGCACAGCAUCUCUGAAUUUGAAGCCAGCCUGUAGUAUGACACAUGCUGAGCUGUUACAACAACAUGUAACUCAGAGAGGAUGAUGCUGUGGUACAAUACAUCAGGAAAAAUCUAAUUCAGAUCUGAGGGUGCCGAAUAUACAGUAAUACUGUGGUUGUGGUGCAGAGACUGUACUGUGGUGUGCUGAAGGGAAAUGCUUUAUACUAUAAUACAGUACUCUCAGCACUUGAUUAUGUUCCCCGGUUGUUUUCUUUUACUUCAACUUUUUUUUUUUACCAUGCAACUUAUAUUAUAGAUUGCCUUUAAGGGUACUUGUUAUUGGCUUGUAACAUACAUGUAUUAACAGCAAUCAUGUAUUGAUAAUUAACUCUGGGUUAUUAUAGUAGCGUAUUUUCAAAAGCCACAGUGAUGUUUUUGAGUAGUACUAGCAUCCCAUCUAAAAAAGCCACAAAAUGAGGCGAAGGCACAGUAAGCUUACAGGAGAUGUAAUUUAGUUUAAAGACAUUUAUUGAAGUAUUUUCAAAUUAAAUUAUGUCACAGUAGGUAAAACGAAGCUAACGCAGCAGUCUGUGUUAGACACUGGAUCUGCGAUCUGGCACGGGAUGCCACUUACUAAUCAACAUUCAGUAUACAUGAAGUAUUUGUCUUUAUACAUGUAGUCCUAAAAUGAGUAGAAAACAUGAAUUCUGCAUGUUAUUUCAAUUAAUGCUUCAAAAUCCCGUCUGUUUGCUAACAUUUUUGUUUGCACACAUAAAUCCCUUCUGUCCACACUGACAGGAAAUAGAACAGCCAACCCGAUUUGAAAUGGUUUUCAAAGGUCUGGGCCACUCCUUUUAAAGCAAGGAUUGACAUUAUGUCAACAUCUCAUUUAGCACCUCAGUCAAUCUUUGAAAUGUUGAUAUGAAAUGUUUACAAGGCUUUCACCCUUUGUGUCACUGUGAGAAUAGAGUACAAGAGCUGUUCUGUAGCAGAAGUUGUGUGUUGCAUGCUUUUAGUUUGAAAUUACUCUGACACACGCACACACACCCAAAAGCAGAGCACUGUGCUGGUACAGUACAUUUCUAUUUGUGUGUGUGUGUGUGUGUGUGUGUGUGUGUGUGUGUGUGUGUGUGUGUGUGUGUGAGAUAGAUAUUCUUGGGUGCUGGUGAGGAAAUACCGUGUAUAUUAUUUAAUGAGAUACUUUGUAGAAAGUGUCCACUGUGCAAGUUAGGCCAUAUUGCUUUAUUUAUUGUACAUGUUUGUUUAUUUGUGGCUUGCAUGGUACUCAUGUGUUGUAAAAUAUGUAAAAUUACUUA
This is a messenger RNA of Pelmatolapia mariae (spotted tilapia), 5060 nucleotides long. RefSeq lists its product as uncharacterized. Gene Ontology annotation, biological process: apoptotic process. The transcript has 12 exons. Gene Ontology annotation, cellular component: cytoplasm. The coding region runs from base 97 to 3681 and encodes 1194 amino acids. The record is from RefSeq and is a predicted model, not a curated record. Lineage: Eukaryota; Metazoa; Chordata; Actinopteri; Cichliformes; Cichlidae.